This is a messenger RNA of Pediculus humanus corporis (human body louse), 1497 nucleotides long. RefSeq lists its product as uncharacterized. The record is from RefSeq and is a predicted model, not a curated record. The transcript has 6 exons. The coding region runs from base 1 to 1497 and encodes 498 amino acids. NCBI's taxonomy places the organism in Eukaryota, Metazoa, Arthropoda, Insecta, Psocodea, Pediculidae.
AUGGGAAGUCAUUUUUCAUUUAUGACUCAACAAUCAUCAUCUAACCAUAAUGAUAAUAAUAAUGAAAAUAAUUUUGAUGAUUUUUUAAAUUUAGAACCGGAUAUUGAUAGGUUUCCUGAAAAAACCGAUGAUAAAAUUAUUAAUAGAAUUGACAAAACAUUACCUAGCUUACCGAUUGUUUAUUGGAACAAGAAUAAAAAUCAACCGAAAUUUUAUAAAAACGAAUCGUGCGCAAGAUUUCCCAGCAUAUACGAAUUAGAAUUUAAUAAUAUUUAUUGGCAAACUUUGGUAACGUCAAAUGGUACUUUUCAGUUGUACGGUGCUUAUUAUGACGUACGAAGAUUUAGCAGGAUAGGACCCGCAGUUCGAAUACUCGGUAUGAUUAAUAGAAUAGAACCUACUGUUAAAACCUACUGUCAAUUUUGGUUUGAAAAUGAAAAAGAACCGGUUUUUGUAAAAACUUUGGAGUACAAAUACAUAUGGUAUAAAAAAUGGGGAAAUUACAAACAAGGAAUUUAUCAACCCUAUUUGAUAGCUUGUCAAAUACCUUCUAAACAUAAGGGAAAAGUACCAAGCGUUUCUUUAGUCGAAAAACCCUGUAACAACGCAACGAAUAACAUCAGGGUAAUAUAUAAUCAUUCCGCAAAUGGACGUAAAAAAGAAUUUGCUGUUUGCGUCAAAGGAUUAGAUUUCCUUCACGAAGACCUAUCCGUGAGAUUGGUCGAAUGGAUAGAACUUCUUCACAUUUUAGGAGCCGAUAAAGUGUUCUUCUACCAACUUCAGGUACAUCCGAACAUUAGCAAAGUUUUAAAUUAUUACGAAGCCAAAGGAAAAGUAAGCGUGACACCGUUAACACUACCCGGUGGACAACCGAAUUUACCUGGUUUUCAACAUCUUUAUUUAACUAAAAGAGUUAAUUAUAAAAGGCAAAACGAAUUGAUACCUUAUAACGAUUGUUUGUAUAAGAAUUUAUACACGUACGAAUAUGUGGCAUUGUUAGACAUUGACGAAGUUAUAAUGCCGAUUAAAACACUUAAAAUAAAAAAUGAAACACGGGCUAGUUAUAAUUUUAGAAAUGUUUAUUUUUUGGACGAUUUAAGUCACGCUCACGGUUGGUUUAAAGACAUACCCAGGUACAUGCACAUGUUGCAACACGUUUACAGAGCCGUGAAUUAUACUAAACCUAAUCAAUACGUGAAAUGUUUUCACAACCCGGAAAGGGCUUUAACUCUUCACAAUCACUUUCCAUUGGCUUGCCUGGGUCAGAGUUGCACGACGUAUGCCGUGGAAACAGAAGAUGCACAAUUGCAACAUUACCGUGCGGAUUGUGUUAGAACUCUUAAAAAAACUUGUAUGGAAUUUAGACAAAACAGUGUUAUCGAUUCGACUAUAUGGAAACAUAAAAAAGAAUUGAUACGGAGAACGACGGAAACAUUAUUAAAUUUAGGAUUUUUUAAUAGAGGAAAAUUUCAAAGUACUGCUGCUGUGCCAACAUAA